Messenger RNA from Agelaius phoeniceus (red-winged blackbird), 1871 nucleotides. NCBI's taxonomy places the organism in Eukaryota, Metazoa, Chordata, Aves, Passeriformes, Icteridae. The record is from RefSeq and is a predicted model, not a curated record.
GGUCACCGCUGGUCACCGCUGGUCAGUUCUGGCCACCUCUGGCCACCUUUGGUCACCUUUGGUCACCUUUGGUCAGGUGUGGGCACCUUUGGUCGCCUCUGGUCACUUCUGAUCACCGCUGGUCACCGCUGGUCACCUCUGGCCAUCUUUGGUCACCGCUGGUCACCUUUUAUCGCCUCUUAUCGCCUCUCACCACCCCCCACCUCUCGCCCGUCACCUCUUUUCACCUCUCACUCCUCGUCACCUCCUUGUCCCUUGUCGCCGCUCGCUUGCCGGAGCUCGACCCUCGCUCGUCCGGGCCAUGUCCCUGCGCGGCGGCCGCGGGCUGCCCGUGUCCCCGCUGCCCUCCCCGGGCACGGCCCCGCUCACGCCGCUGCCGCCGGACGGCGCUGAGAGCCCGGACAGGUACCGGGACACCCCGAGGAGGGGACGUGGGCGGCUGUGGCACCCCCUGGCCCCGGAGCCGCUGGCCUCGGACCGUCCCCGGCACUCGGUGUCCUGGCAGCCCAGGGAUGCAGGAUCGGGGCCGGACUCCCACACGCAGCAGAGCCCCGCGCAGGAAGACUUCCAGAAAACCAUCGCGGAGUUUGGGAGAGCUCUCAAAGACAGGAAGCUCCUUCGCCAGAGGAUCAGCUCCUUGCCGGUGAGUGCUCCAGGAUCCUGCCGGGUGUCCGGCCGAGCCGGGACGAGGAGGAUGGAGCCGGGAGAGAGGGCAGGGCUGUGUAGCACCGCUCACCCCCUGGCUGUCCCGCAGCAGGGCCAGCUGGAAGCCAGCCCGGUGCUGAAGGACAUCUCCCAGCUCCAGGUGCGCAGGGGCAGAGUGCGGCAGAGCGAGCCCGAGGAUGAGGAGGGUUUUGUCCCCAAGAAGCUGCAGAGGCUGGGCCAGCGGAGCCGCCUGCCCGCCGGCCACGGGGCUGCCAGGAGGGACCUCCUUGCCAAGAGCCCCAGCGGCGCCCCAGAGCUGCUGCUGCCGCUGUGGCAGAGCGAUGCCACCGUGCCCCAGGGCAUGGAGAAGCCGGUGACCACGCCAGUGAUAAAGAAGGAGGAGGCAAAGCUGCGUCCAGGCAAGCGCGGCCAGGGCCGGCAGCUCUUCCGCUCGCCCUCGGUGCCCGGCAGUGUCACCGAGCGCCUCCCGAAGCGAGGGCUCCGCUCAGACGGGGACAGCCCUGCCAAUGCCCAGCGGCAGAGCAGGAUGGCCGGCAGCCCUGAGCAGGAGGCGGCGCUGGAGCCGGUGGGUGAUGGGGAAGGUGCGGGGGCAGAGCCAGCCUGUGGCUGGCAGGACUGUGCCAGAGCCCCUGCUGACAUCUGGGGGUGUCUCUGGUCGGUGCCUCCGCAGGGAGCGUGGCUGGAGCCCUGCAGGUCUGCCCAGCUCCAGGAGAUCGAGAACCUGCUGGCCAACGAUGACCAGGAGCUCAUUGGGGACUUCUCCAAGCCUCACCUGCUGCCCACGGUGGAGGGCAAGGACCCGGGCCUGAAGUACAUCUCCCCGGAGACGGUAAGAGGACAGCGGCCCUCCCGCAGCCCCCCGAGGGGCUGCCUGCCUGUUCCCGGCCCCGUGUGUCCCCUCUUGGUGACCCGGUCCCCCCGCAGCUGGUGGCGGUGCUGUCGGGAAGCUACAGCAGCUUCAUCGGGAGCAGCGUCGUUGUGGAUUGCCGGUACCCCUACGAGUACGAGGGAGGCCACGUCAAGGUCAGAAUGCCCUCACCGUGGCCCCGGGGCUGGGAGGAAAGGGGGGUAUCCGAGCCCAAACCAGCCCCAGAGGUGCUGAGCCCACCCUGGGAAGUGCAGAGAAAACAGGGAUUCAGGAUGCCCCGGGAUCUGUUGAGUAACCUCUGAGAGAUUAAGCAGCCCCUCCAAAGAUGCUGAGCUCU